UAGUUGUUCGAGGAUAAUCAUGAAAUACUUUAUAGCACUAUGUUUGGUGGUAGCUGCCGCAGCUGAAGAAGUUCCUCUAUCAAAACAGCACAAAAAGCGAGGUCUAUUUGACCUCGACCACCAUGGAGGAAGCUUCGAGUAUGGCGGGCAUUAUGGCCAUGAACACGUUAUUGAAAUUGAGAAGAAAGUGCCCUAUCCAGUACCACAUCCGGUGCCUUACACCGUUUAUAAGAAAGUGCCAGUCCCAUACAAAGUCCCUGUGAAGGUAGAAAUUCCCAAACCGUACCCAGUCCACAUUCCCAAACCCUACCCAGUAGAAGUAGAGAAGCCAUACCCAGUGACAGUCCACAAACACGUACCGUACCCAGUAAAGGUUCCAGUCAAAGUACCUUACCUAGUACCCCAUCCCGUUGAGGUGCCCAAGCCAUACCCAGUCACAGUUGAGAAACCAUAUCCAGUGAAGGUAUCCUAUCCUGUAUACGUAGAGAAGAAGGUGCCCAUCUAUAUACCUCAUCAUCAUCAUGAACAUCACGAGAGUUUUGGUCACGAGUAUGGUCACCACAGCUCCGGCUUCUAAUUGGUGACUUUCAGUUUACCCCUUUGAAGACAUGUGAUAUUGUAUUUAUCUAUUUUUGAAAGUUUUUGUUGUUAUAUUUUAUAUGUAUUUAAUAAAAAAGUUUCUAAGC
Molecule: messenger RNA, 686 nt
Organism: Acanthoscelides obtectus
Lineage: Eukaryota; Metazoa; Arthropoda; Insecta; Coleoptera; Chrysomelidae
Source: the annotation of a GenBank genome assembly